Molecule: messenger RNA, 1941 nt
Organism: Tricharina praecox
Lineage: Eukaryota; Fungi; Ascomycota; Pezizomycetes; Pezizales; Pyronemataceae
Product: MBOAT, membrane-bound O-acyltransferase family-domain-containing protein
Exons: 9
Coding region: 162-1826 (554 amino acids)
Biological process (GO): glycerophospholipid biosynthetic process; lipid modification
Cellular component (GO): endoplasmic reticulum; membrane
Molecular function (GO): 1-acylglycerol-3-phosphate O-acyltransferase activity; 1-acylglycerophosphocholine O-acyltransferase activity
Source: RefSeq, a predicted model, not a curated record
GUAAUCUUAUCUGAUGCCAACCACGCUUGUGCACUUGAUGCUGUCAUAGCUUGAUAGGUUCACGUCCCUGUCUGUCCUGUCCAGGAACAAAACCCGCCAACUUUCCCCCCUCAACACUUUGAUCUCUUCAAAUCCCUCGGAUUCUGAAGAGUGUGCGCACCAUGUUGCCCUUCAUAGACCUGCCUUUCGUUUGGCUUGCCAACGCGAUUGGCGCUUCGAAAGAUGAAUUAAAGCUCAUCUUCACGAUCCUCGUAUCCUACCCCUUCGCCGGCCUACUAAAGCGCUUACCCGACGCCGAACCAUGGAAGAAGAGCGUAUUCCUCAUCGGGAUUUCGUUAUUCUAUCUCCUCGGCGUCUUCGACUUCUGGGAGGGUAUCCGCACGCUCUUUAUAUCCGCGGCGGGCGCAUACACCAUCGCCGCAUUCAUUAAUGGACCGUUCAUGCCGUGGAUCGGAUUCGUGUUCUUGAUGGGACACAUGCUCUGGAAUCACAUCUACAGAGAGCUGCAUCCCGUGCCGGGCGUGGUCGAUGUUACGGGUGCGCAGAUGGUGCUACUUAUGAAGUUGACGGCGUUCUGUUGGUCGGUUCAUGAUGGUCGGUUGCCGGAUGAGGAGCUGUCGGAGUUCCAGAAGGACCGGAAGAUCACCAAGAUGCCGAAUCUACUUGAUUACGGAGCAUACGUUUUAUUCUUCCCCUCGCUUUUCGCUGGCCCCGCCUUCGAUUUCCGCGAGUAUCAGCGCUGGAUCGACUGCACCAUGUUCGAUGUCGUAGCCCCAGACGCGAAGCACGGCGGAACGAAGCGAAAGCGAAAGAUCCCCAAGAGCCACGUGCCCGCCAUGUGGAAGGCCGUUUACGGAAUCCUGUGGAUAGUCGCGUUUUUGAAGCUCGGUUCGGUUUACACCACCGAGUUUAUGCUUAGUGAUGAGGCUAUGACUUAUUCUUUCUUCCGACGGUUAUGGUUCAUAUACGCCUUCUGUUUCACCGCAAGGACGAAGUACUACGGUGUAUGGUCGCUGACCGAGGGUGCAUGCAUCCUUUCCGGGCUGGGCUAUAACGGCGUGGACGAGAACCGUAAGGCGAAGUGGGAUCGCGUUACGAACGUCGACCCUUACGCUCUGGAGACCGCUCAGAACACGAAGGCGUACCUUGAGGCGUGGAACAUGAACACUAAUAAGUGGCUCAAGAACUACGUAUACCUCCGAGUUACGCCUAAGGGAAGGAAGCCCGGGUUCAGGAGUUCGUUGGCUACUUUCACCACCUCCGCCCUGUGGCACGGCAUCUCCCCGGGCUACUAUCUAACCUUCCUAACCGCCUCGUUCACCCAAACGACUGCCAAAUACUUCCGCCGGCACGUGCGACCUCUCUUUCUCAGUGCAGAGGACCAAAAGACUUCUGGCCCGUAUAAGAAGUUGUACGACAUAUUUAGCAUGCUCGUAACGCAACUUGCGUUUUCCUACAUUGCGGCUCCAUUCAUAGUCCUCACCUUCUCCGGCUCGGUGACAGUUUGGGCCCGCACCUAUUUUUUCGUCCACAUUGCCAUCAUUAUUUCCCUCGCAUUCUUUUACUCUUCGGGGAAGAAGUGGCUAGUCAAGACGCAGCAGCGAAGACUCGGCAGGGCCGCGGAAGAGGCGGAAGAGGAGGAGGAGGUGCUGCAGCGUACCGGUGGUGCGCUCGGCCUGCCAGAGGAUCCGGAAGGUGAUCUGCUCGAGAUGCGCAGGGAGGUGGAGAGGGCAGUCGAGAACAGACGCAGGAACGGUUCGUUUACGGGCGUGGUCAACGCGAAGAAGUUGGCGAGCAAGGUUCAUGUAGGGAAGAAGGCCAUGUGACGGAGUUGCUUAGGAUCGUUGAACGGAGUGGCGUUUGUUUGUUAUAUCCAUGGACUGGCUGGCUGCACGGUUGGAUGUAGAUGUAAAGGGGCUAUAUAUCUUAAUAUUUAUUCAU